Leucoraja erinaceus (little skate) is the source of this 2867-nucleotide messenger RNA. RefSeq names its product proline rich 11 (gene prr11). The record is from RefSeq and is a predicted model, not a curated record. The transcript is spliced from 11 exons. Lineage: Eukaryota; Metazoa; Chordata; Chondrichthyes; Rajiformes; Rajidae. Gene Ontology annotation, cellular component: nucleus; cytoplasm. Bases 144 to 1379 code for a protein of 411 amino acids.
CAAGUAUGGAUAAUGAAAGACAUCAUCCUAUUGGGUGGGGUUCGUGCGUUUUAAUUUAAAACGGCCGCCGUUGUGUUUUUUCUGUGUUGGGUUCGUGAAUCAAAGAUCUUAGAUCGUAGUCGUGAAUUUAGUUUGCCUGAGCCAUGUACAAGCUGAAUCAGCGUCGCAAAAAGUGGAAAAUGGUGAGAAAAUGGCAUGCAAUUGGAAAGUCAAACAGAAAUAGUAAGCGACGCAUGUUGGCAAAACACAAAGGAUAUGCCUGCAAGCCAAAGCCAACCACUUGUCAAACACCAGAGAAGGAGGAUAUGGUCACAUCCAAUAGCAAUUCCUUCCUGCAUGAAUCUGUUCCUGUCGGGCUCAUUUCUUUAGUGAAUGUGAAGAAUUUGUUCAAUCCUCUUCAGACUGUGGUUUACUCCAUAUACUCCUGGUGGCUGAGGAACAUUAGGCAGGGUUUUGAAUUAAUCAAAGAUGUUCUGUUUCCUUCACGUGUCUACCUGAGGGAACUGAAUGUACUCCGGCAACAUAUUGAAUCACUUGAGUUCAAAGUAACACACAUGCAAGAAUUCUUCAAUGAACAACAUCAGGAACCUAAUACUGCCAAAGCUACUGAAGUAUGUUUCUGUCGAAAGCAUUUUGAUUCCUUACCAGUUCCCAAUAAAAUUCCAAUAUGGCCAGUGCAGCCAAUUGUCAGUUGCACUCCGCUGAAGUCUCCAAAUGAAGCUCCUCCUCCACCUCCACCUCCUCCUCCACCUCCCCCGCCUCCACCUCCACUACCUCCUCACUCCCUGUUUGCAGUGAAGCCUCUGCAGAUUCAAACGAAAACUAGAGAAAAACACUUGCAAGCAACCGGUGAGGAAAUCCUUAGACCCCCAUCCAUAACUAUAAAAGACUUGCUUCAAGUAAAACUGAAGAGGACUGUUGACAGAUUUGAAUUAAUAAAGAUGAAUCCUGAGAAAAAAGAUGGACCACCAUCUGUUACAAUAAAGGAUUUGCUUGAUGUGAAGCUGAGAGUGACCCAGAACAAAGUAGAAAAAGCAAAGAUGGAUGCACCAGGAAAACGGAGAUCCCCUUUGGUAACAAUCCAUGAUCUACAAAGUUUUAAUUUGCAGCGAAAAGUUAAUCAGUUGCAGAAACCAACAAAAAUGAUGAUUACUCCACAUCGACCCGUGCUGGAUAUUCGGCAGAGGCUAAAGAAAGUAAAUAUAGAAAGGAGCCCUGGUGGAACACCCCUCCACAAAGAGAGCAAAGAUACUGCGACAGGAUUGACACCAGUUAUGACCCAAGCAUUAAGACGGAAAUUUGAGAUGGCUCAUCCUAAAAGUCCUCCUCAAUGCUGCUCCUCACCAAACACCAGCUUUGAUGAGCAACAUGCUUGCUAAUUUUGCUUGUGCAAUGUUUUGUUUUUUUAAUCAAAUGACAAGCCAUGUAAAUGUGUAUACAUUUAAAUGUACUUUUUACAAUGUUUAUACAAAUGGAUUAUAGCUGCUUAUUUCAUAUGUACUUUUAAUCAUUUUUGAUAAUUAUUCAUGGUCAGCCUGCGAUGUGUUGUGAAUCUUCAACGGUUAACUGAUGCUCUUCACAUAUUUACAUGAUUUGCACUACUCCAGGGAGUGAAUCUGCAGACUGCGAAAGGGGAAAAGGCUGGUCAGUCCCUACAGAUCAAAAUAUUUAUUUGGAGGGGGGGGGGGGAAAGAAUGGCUCUACUUUUUAGAUUGAACCUACAAUUUAUAAAUUUCAACUUUUACAGUUGUUUGACUUUUUAAAAUAUGUUUUUAAGACUAUACAUCAUACUUUAUUCAAUUAUUCACUGUUGGCUUUAAUUCCAAUCCCCUUGCAUCUUUUUAAAUGAUGGACGUGAGAAAUCAUUUGGGGGGAAAUUUUUCAUGCUUUCUGGGGGGGGGGGGGGGAGUCUAAAAUCUGUUUUCUUUGACAUGUGUCCCAGUUAUUGGGGCUGAUUUGAAGUUAAUGAUCCCUGAUCAAGGAACUUGCCCAUUUCACGAUUCAAGGACAUUAUAAAUAAACCAAUAAUCAGCAAAACCUUUGAAUAUCUGAGCUUUGCAGCAUUGCAAAUGCUACAAGCUUGCACUUGAAAUUAGCGCCUUGAUAAUUAGCAGGAAUUAAGUAAACUGGACCUGGAGUAAUUACUAACUUGUACGAACUAGAAAGUGUUCAACUUUCUCUAGCACAUAAACACAAGUUUGAUUUUUUUUUUCCCUCCCUUUAGGAAAAUGUCACUAGUAUCUCUUUUCACUUCACAUUUUAAUAAAACUCCAGAUGUUCAUGGUUCACUAUUUUUAUACCAACCAGCUUUUGCGUGGUGCUGUGCAAAAAUCUCGCUAUUCAAUUUUAUUCUAGCCAGUAGACACCAAACAUGUUAAGUAUUCUGUAUCAGGAACUACUGGGAAGCUCAAUUAAGAAUUUAAGGACCCCCCCCAUAACAGCAUUGGUGAGCUCUUUCCCCAUCACGUUCCUUGAGGUUUGAUGUAAUUCCUUGCAACCGAGAAGUAGUGAUGGUGAUCAUUAUUCACAAGCUUCAGAAUGGAUGUUCCAAAACUCUAUUUAUUACUUAAUUUGAGAUGAAUGACAUUUAACGAGUUUUACCAAACAAAAAAAGAACAGUUGGUUGUAAUAUUUCUGUUAUAUCCCAAUGUUGUGUGUAUCGCGCUCAUUUUGUGGGAACUCGUAUGGAAUUACCAAGUGAGAGAGAAUUUUAAUUUAAAUGUUGCUAUUUAAUCAGUGCCAGUACUGUUUUGGUCGUAAAAGACUGUAAAAACUGUUGAUGAUAGUCAUGUAAUGUGAUUUCUAACUUGUUUUCAAAUUACCAUUGAGAUUUUAACUGUGUGCAAGAAAUAAACUGGCUAAUUUCA